This is a messenger RNA of Penicillium canariense, 1026 nucleotides long. RefSeq names its product Gfo/Idh/MocA family protein. The record is from RefSeq and is a predicted model, not a curated record. Gene Ontology annotation, cellular component: cytoplasm. The transcript has 5 exons. Gene Ontology annotation, molecular function: oxidoreductase activity; nucleotide binding. The coding region runs from base 1 to 1026 and encodes 341 amino acids. Gene Ontology annotation, biological process: NADPH regeneration. NCBI's taxonomy places the organism in Eukaryota, Fungi, Ascomycota, Eurotiomycetes, Eurotiales, Aspergillaceae.
AUGUCUGUUGGGGUGGCAAUUAUUGGGAGUGGCCAUUUUGCCAAAGAGCAGCAUUUGCCUGCGGUUCAAGCUGCCACCGACCUGCAGCUAAAGGCCAUCUACUCGCGAUCCUUGAAGUCGGCUCAGACCCUUGCUGGCAGCACACCCGCAGUGGAUCUCUAUUCGGACGACUCCGGUGCUGGUCAGUCCUAUGAGGAUCUGUUGGCCCGUUCAGAUAUUGUAGCUGUGAUCAUCGCCCUCCCUAUCCUCGUCCAACCUGAAUUCAUCAAAAGGGCACUUCUCUCGGGCAAGCAUGUUCUCUCCGAGAAGCCCAUUGCCAAGGAUGUGGCCACAGCGCGGGAGCUUUUGCAAUGGUAUCAGACCAGCAUCGACACCAGCAAGACCUUUUGGGCUGUAGGCGAGAACUUCCGGUAUAUGACCAAGUUCCUCUUCGCAGCCGAAAAGGUGCGGGAGAUGGGCAAGGUCCGGCAUUUCCGGGUCCACGUCCACAGUUUGGUGAAGCAGGACAACAAGUACUACCUGACGUCCUGGCGUAAGGCUCCAGAGUAUCAAGGAGGAUUCCUCCUGGACGGCGGCGUGCAUAUGAUUGCUGGGCUGCGUUUCAUUCUUGGUUCCACGGAGCGCAUCACUACUGUCUCGGCACAGUCGCAACAGCUGCAGGAAUACCUGCCACCGGUGGAUACUGUAGAUGCUGUUGUCAAGACAGAAUCGGGUGCAACGGGCCUUGUUUCUUUGUCGUGGGGGUCGCCCUUUAGUGACAAUAUUUUCGAGUUUGCCUGUGAGAAGGGUGUGGUGAAGAUGCACUUUGAUGGCGUGACAGUUAACGAUGUAGACUACCCCAUCGAAUUUGAUGGCAAGGGAGUUGCCCCCGAAGUGGCUGAGUUCGCGACUGCUGUUGUCAACGGUCGUCCUGUUGAGAAGAGACAGUCGCCGCAGGAGGCGUUGGCGGAUCUGGAGGUGUUGGAGCAGAUGUUGCAGAGUGGCGAGAAACAGGGGGAGAGGAUGCAGCUUCACUUCCAGACUUGA